Messenger RNA from Bacillus rossius redtenbacheri, 1447 nucleotides. RefSeq lists its product as uncharacterized. The transcript is spliced from 4 exons. Gene Ontology annotation, molecular function: protein binding. The record is from RefSeq and is a predicted model, not a curated record. The coding region runs from base 218 to 1447 and encodes 409 amino acids. NCBI's taxonomy places the organism in Eukaryota, Metazoa, Arthropoda, Insecta, Phasmatodea, Bacillidae.
AAAAUAAAAACCAAAAUAAUAUCAGCAUGUGACAAAUAUCAAAACUAAACAAACUUCAAACAUACAACUGAAAGUUCGCAAGGCUCUCAAAACCAGCGAUUUAAUAUAAGUUAUAUAGCGGAAACAUCUGCGGACUCGACUUAAACAUUUUAAAUAAGUGUCUCGCAAGAAGUGCGAGCUAAGAAAUACCACCUACCUGAGAAUAUUACAUUUAUCAAUGGAGCAGCGAGGGCUGCCGGACCUGCCCGCGGAGCUGCAGGCGCGCAUCUUCGGCUUCCUGACGCACGAGGAGGUGUCGACGGUGCGCUGCGUGUGCCGCGCGCUGGCCGCCGCCGCCAACCGCUACCUGCGCGCGUCCUUCCAGCGGCUCCAGCCCGCCCUGGACGGCCAGCUGCGGCGCGCGCGCGACCCGGCCGCCGGCCGCCUCACCGACAAGCACGUGGCGCGCUGCCACGCGCUCUGCCUCGCCGCCGUCGAGUACAGGUUGCUGCGAGCGGUCUGCUGGAGGUACAUGUGCCAGGAGACGCGCCUCUUCUUCUUCCCCGGCCGGCUGCUGGACAUAUUCUACCGCAUCGUGCACAUGACCAACGAAGACCCGGCCAAAGAGCGCAGCCCCAAGUACUACUCCAUCCUCCUGGAGAUGGUGUACGCCCUCACCCGCCUCAUGGAAACAUUCAUCGGCUUCUACGAGUGCCGGCUGGAGCCCGCACUGCUGCCGAGCGCUGCCCACUUCGGGGUCAAGUUCAUCGACCUGCUCGACUGCUUCCUGGGACACGUCUGCAAGUUCUCCGUCGGCUUCGGCGAGACAGAGUGCAACCUCGUCGGGAGAUACCAGUGCCCGCUGAGCGGCUACCUGAACUGCCCCCGCGGCGCGGCGCUGCGGAGAAUACACCCCUGCUCCAAGGCGGAGGUGUCGGCCUGGCUCAAGGACCUGAGGGAGCUGGUUCGCAAGAGCAACCAGCAGUUCGUCGAGGACCUGCUGAAGAGCUUCCGCAUGGACGACUCCCAGCGGCGCAAGCUGUCGCUGUUUGCGGGCUGCAGCGGGAGCAAGGCCCACCCGCCCGGCGGCGCCACCUACUGGAGGAAGAUGGAGGCCGGGGCGGGCCCCAGCUUCGGCCACGCCUACCUCUGCGCCAAGAUCGAGGCGAGGCUGCCCGCGGACCAGCUGCCCUUGGAGCUGCGCUGCGAGGGGGCCGGGGGCGGGACGCUGCCCCCCGAUGCCGCGGCCGGGCGAGGCUUCCUGCUGCGCUGCGAGGUGUGCCUGCCCGACGCCGAACAGGGACACGUCAUCAUCUUCAAGCCGUCCUACUGCCUGCACGAGAACCGCUGCUUCGUCAACUUCACAGGGGUCAUCAGCUCCGAGAACGAGCUCCCCGACAAGAUAGAUACUGCCAUCAUUCCACAGUUAGAUACGUCUGUCCAAAGAAAGGCUACUUCUAAAACAUAA